This is a messenger RNA of Cetraspora pellucida, 449 nucleotides long. The record is from the annotation of a GenBank genome assembly. Lineage: Eukaryota; Fungi; Glomeromycota; Glomeromycetes; Diversisporales; Gigasporaceae.
GACCAGCCAAAACACUUGCAAAGUUUAUGGAUAAAAUUAAGGGCAAGGAGCAGGCAGACAAUGAACCACCGAAAAAACGCCCAAAGUUAAUUAGAGUUUCUCCAAAUGUAAUUGUCAAAGAGGAAUAUUCUUUGUUUGAAUCAGAUUUUUUAAUUUCGUUACAUCAGUUUUCUUGUACCAGUCCUGAAAAAGAAAAAGAAAAAAAGCUUGCAUUGUUUAAAAACCUCAAACUUUAUCAAGAUGAUGAAUCUUUAUUUAAAAAUAUUCUAAAUGAAAUGAUUGACAAGUCACAUUUAAUAAACACUAUCUCCCAUCUAUCACACCAUCUUCACGAAUACUUUGGCAAAAAGAACAUUAUUCUCAUUGAUGAAUACGAUUGGGCAAUGAAACGUGCAAAGAAUUUUACAAUGAAGCGAAUAUUUCUUUCAAGUGCAUGUUCUCUAGUAUAG